UCCAUUCACUUGAUGCAACAAGUCUCCAUUAUCGAGUCAGCCAACUGGCUCGCGCGCAAGCACGCAGAGGAGUACAACAUUAAGAUGAAGGUAUUUCAGGCCUUCUGCGCUAAAUUCGAAGAAGCUGCGAAACAAUUCACCACUGGACUUAAACGAGAAAUCGCACAAAAGUUCGCCGAUAGCUUCCUAAACUCCUGGAACCAGGCACUCACCAGUGCUAAACCUACUUCUGCGCCUACCCAUAGCAGCGUUGCUGCCUCG
Molecule: messenger RNA, 261 nt
Organism: Ilyonectria robusta
Lineage: Eukaryota; Fungi; Ascomycota; Sordariomycetes; Hypocreales; Nectriaceae
Exons: 1
Source: RefSeq, a predicted model, not a curated record